Messenger RNA from Thrips palmi, 774 nucleotides. RefSeq lists its product as uncharacterized. The record is from RefSeq and is a predicted model, not a curated record. The transcript has 3 exons. The coding region runs from base 103 to 681 and encodes 192 amino acids. NCBI's taxonomy places the organism in Eukaryota, Metazoa, Arthropoda, Insecta, Thysanoptera, Thripidae.
GCCAACUGGUAACACAUCCCAUUCGUAAUCGUCGCGCCCGUUUCCUUUAAAUACAAAUGAAUGCCGUCCACUCAAUCAGCUUCGACUUGACACCGCAGCAACAUGAUCCGUUCCCUUCUCCUUGUCGUGGGCCUGGUGGCGGCCGCCUUCGCAGACGACUACGCCUUCAACCAGAUAGACGAGAUGGCCGAGCGCAUCGAGGUGUGCCUCAAGCCCGUCAAGAACCGGAGCAGCUUCGACCGCCCCGGCGCCCUGUGCCUGAUGGACGCCCGCUGGAGCCUGAUGGACGGCGUCGCCCAGGACAUGGUGCCCGCUAACGUUUCUUCGUGCCUGAAGGAGAAGAAUGUUCCCAACAACACUGUGGCCACCGUCGAGGCGUGCCUCGUGGACUCCAUGGCCGUGCCUCUCAAGCCCGCACUCGAAGAGGCCGACUACUCCGCCGAGCAGCGCGACGAGAUCAGCAGCCGCAUCGAGGUGUGCCUGUCCUCCAUCCCCGAGACCCAGUACGCGACUCCCGCCUCGGACUGCCGCAACAACGCCCUGCUCCAGGCGGACGACGGCUACCCCAAGGAGACCCUCGUCGACUUCAUCGUGCCCUGCCUCGAGGGCAAGAAGAUCUCCGCCGCGGUCGUGGCCCAGGCCCAGACGUGCAUCGCCGCGUCCCUUGCACAGCCCCUGUGAUUUCCAAAGGGUUUCUCUUAUCUGUGACGUGAUGCAAUUAAUUGAUGUUAUGCAGAGUAAAAUUGGUUCCAUUCAUUUUUGGCCCGCAAAGGA